Aspergillus nidulans FGSC A4 is the source of this 273-nucleotide messenger RNA. RefSeq lists its product as uncharacterized. Lineage: Eukaryota; Fungi; Ascomycota; Eurotiomycetes; Eurotiales; Aspergillaceae. The transcript has 2 exons. Bases 1 to 273 code for a protein of 90 amino acids. The record is from RefSeq and is a predicted model, not a curated record.
AUGCCGAUUAAGAGCCUCACGAGGCAUCAAAAACAACCUUGGAAGGCCAGUACUGCUUAUUAUAUAAAUAACUUCCGAUACCCAUGGGAUAACCUGACAAGCCCCUGCUAUUACCAAAGGGGAGAUUUUAACAUGACAUUCACUGGUCUUGUCUAUCAACUACCAUUGUUCGAGCCUCCAAAUUCAACCAGCCAACGAGCCAGAAUCGACCGUGCCGACGAGCCAGAAUCGACCGAGCCUACAAGCCAGUAUUGCCGUGCCGUACGAGCCUGA